AUGUCAGUAUCAAAUGGUUUGCCUAAGUUCACAGGCUUCAUUCGACGCUUAGUCGAAGACGGACGCAUGACUGCUGAAAAUAUGCAGCAGGCAAUGCUCUCUGCAAAAAAGGCUCAGCAAGACAUCGUUCCUUAUCUGAUUGAAAAUCAUAAACUCUCCCCACAAAUGAUCGCUGAAACGAUUUCUUUAGAGUUUGGCGAGCCUGUUUUUGACUUAAGUGUCUAUGAUUCGGUACAAAUUCUACGGGAUCUGGUCGAAGACAAACUUAUCACCAAGCAUCGUGUGUUGCCGAUUUACCGUCGUGGCAAUAUCCUCUAUAUCGCCACCAGCAAUCCAACCAACAUGGAUGCGAUGGACGCGAUUCGUUUCAAUUCUAAAAUGAAUAUUGAAGCGAUUAUUGUUGAACAUCCUCAGCUUGAAAAACUAAUCGAACAAAAUUUCGCGCAAGCCGAUAGCUUUGAAUUUUCUGAUGAAGAUAUUGAUUUAGACCUAGAACAAGGACAUCAAGACUCAAAUGACGAAGAAGAUGACUCACCUCAAGGGGAUGAAGCUCCGAUCGUCAAAUACAUCAAUAAAUUACUGAUCGAUGCGAUUCGUAUGGGCGCAUCAGAUUUACACUUUGAACCUUAUGAAAAAUCUUACCGUGUCCGUUAUCGUGUAGAUGGGGUUCUGCGUCAUAUUGCCAGUCCACCACUACAACUGGCGACUCGUCUUGCCUCACGUUUAAAAGUUAUGUCACAAAUGGACAUCUCUGAAAAGCGCGUCCCGCAAGAUGGCCGGAUUAAAUUAAAGCUGUCGAAAAGCAAAGCCAUCGACUUCCGUGUCAACUCACUUCCAACC
Messenger RNA from Notodromas monacha, 840 nucleotides. Lineage: Eukaryota; Metazoa; Arthropoda; Ostracoda; Podocopida; Cyprididae. The record is from the annotation of a GenBank genome assembly.